Nelumbo nucifera (sacred lotus) is the source of this 2499-nucleotide messenger RNA. The record is from RefSeq and is a predicted model, not a curated record. NCBI's taxonomy places the organism in Eukaryota, Viridiplantae, Streptophyta, Magnoliopsida, Proteales, Nelumbonaceae.
GAAGUAGAAGCGUUCAAUUGAGUUAAAAGCCCGGCCAGACAGCUUUGGUUGGGAAGGUCGGAAGACAGUGGAGAAAAAGAAAAUCGGAGGAAAUGGCAACUAGGGCUAGGGCUCGAAGUUAUCUCCCGAGUCCCUAAAUUAGAAAUCAAAGGUCAGUUUUCUUCGGUCCUUCUUCUUCUUCUUCCUUUCUCCAAUUUCAUUCAAUCUCACUGUGCGUUUUAGAACCCUAGUCUCUAUUAUCAAAUCAACCUUAGAAAAAGAAACUAUCAAAAUAAGGGAAAAGAUGGCAGCGACUAUUGACGGAGAUGAGAGGGUCAUGGCUGCAGCUCAACAGAUUGUGAAAAGCUUAGGCACUCCAAAGAACGUUACGGAGGACAUGAUUUUAAUCCUCUCCAACUUCGAUAAUCGCCUCUCUACCAUCACCGAGUUACUUUCUAAAGGCGGUGGAGGUGCCGGUCGUAGCAAGACUGAAGAGAGACUCGAAGCAGCUGAGAAGAUCGUCCUUCGCUGGAACUCCAACUCCGACACUCCUCGCCACCACACCUCUCCGUGGGAGGAUUCGCCCGAUGAGGCCGCUGCUUACCUCUCAGCUGUCGAUGAGAUCCUCCAGUUGACUGAGGAUCUCACGCUGUCAUCGGACGGUGAAAUUAUGGACCACGCCGAGAGCGUUCUGCAGCUGGCCAUGUCGAGGCUGGAGGAUGAGUUCCGCCACAUCCUGAUACGGAAUACUGUCCCUCUUGAUGCCGAGCGGCUUUAUGGAUCAAUCCAUAGAAUUUCCCUUUCCUUCACCUCCAACGAUGGAGACAUUGAGGACUUCGAGAGCUCUGCCGAGGAUGAACAUGAGAGCUGCAUCGAGGAGAGAGGGGGAAGUUUAGGGGACGAUCUCUGUGUCGAUUUGAUUCAUCCGGAUGCCAUUGCUGACCUCAAAGAGAUUGCGGAUAGGAUGAUUAGGUCGGGGUAUGAGAAAGAGUGCUGUCAGGUUUACUCUAGCGUCCGUCGCGAUGUUCUGGACGAGUGCUUAUUGAUUCUUGGCGUCGAGAAGCUGAGUAUCGAGGAAGUGCAGAAGAUCGAAUGGAGGUCUCUGGAUGAGAAAAUGAAGAAGUGGAUCCAGGCUGUUAAGAUUGUCGUUAGGGUUCUCUUGUCCGGUGAGAAGCGGCUCUGUGAUCAACUUUUCGGUGGUUCUGAACUGAUCAAAGAGGUAUGCUUUUCUGAGACUACAAAAGGCUGCGUGAUGCAACUGUUGAAUUUUGGCGAGGCGAUUGCGAUUGGACGAAGGUCUUCAGAGAAGCUAUUUCGGAUACUUGACAUGUAUGAUGCUCUGGCGGAUGUUCUCCUAGAUUUGCAAUCAUAUUUUGCCGAUGAAUCUUGCAAUUUCGUGUAUAGCGAGGCACGGGAAAUACUGUCUAGGCUAGGUGAGGCAGCAAGGGGCACAUUUUCUGAGUUUGAAAAUGCCGUUCAAAGUGAAACGUCCCGGAAACCAAUCCAAGGUGGUGAGAUUCACCCACUUACGCGUUAUGUGAUGAAUUAUACAAGGUUGCUUGUCGAUUACAGUGAUUCACUGAAUUUACUUCUAGAAGGCAGUCCAGAUAGCUCAGGUCGAGUGGAAGGUGAUAAUAAUGAUGCCCUGCAAUUAGGCAGCAUAUCUCCAUUAGGUCAUCGCUUGCUAUCAUUAAUUUCAUCUUUGGAAUCAAACCUUGAGGAAAAGUCGAAACACUAUGAGGAUGCUGCAAUGCAAUACAUAUUCUUGAUGAAUAAUAUACUAUACAUAGUACAAAAAGUGAAAGAUUCUGAACUUGGCAAGCUCUUGGGAGAUCACUGGGUCCGUAAACGUCGUAGCCAGAUACGGCAGUAUGCCACAGGUUAUCUUAGAGCAUCUUGGAGCAAAGUAUUGUCUUGCUUGAAGGAUGAAGGUAUUGGGGGCAGUGGGAGCUCGAGUAAUGUAUCCAAGGUGGCUCUUAAGGAGAGAUUUAAGAACUUCAACUUGGGUUUUGAAGAGAUAUAUAGGAACCAGACGGUAUGGAAGGUCCCAGAUCCUCAACUUCGAGAAGAGCUUCGGAUAUCUAUAUCGGAAAAGGUGAUUCCAGCAUAUCGCUCAUUUAUGGGAAGGUUUGGCAGUCAUCUAGAGAGUGGAAGACAUGCUGGAAAAUACAUAAAGUACACACCGGAGGAUCUAGAGAACUAUUUAUUGGAUUUGUUUGAAGGAUCACCUGGUGUCCUGCACAAUCCAAGGAGAAAGCUUAGUACAUAGCAGAUACUGUUCAUGUAAUAGGUCAGCACUCUCUAUUCGCAUAAGACUUGUUGGGAAUUCAGAUUAACUGCUGACUUCUAGCUCUGAUAAUUUGCUUUAUUCCUUGUUAUUUUAAUGUUAUAAGCACAGGAUAUCAGGAUACAUGGCCAUACUCUAUAUAUACUGUAAUAAUUAUGUACAUGUAAUAUAAAUCUUCUUGAGUGUGAACACUUGCAGGUUUCCAUGAAUUUAUUGUUGUGAAUUGCAACCAA